CGCACCCCCCAACGAGUGCGUCCUCCUUUCAGGGCCCAAGCUCUGCUGCCCGCCUCAGAGGUCGGGCAACGCUGGGCUUUCUUUAGUAGGUCGAGGGGCCGCGGCUAAACCGUCCACAGAUUCGUCAGCGCCACAGCAACCUCCUUAGAGUCUGAGCGACGGCGCCUAGAGCAGGCACAGAGCCUCCCACCGCCAGCGACCUGGGCCCGGGUAGCAGAGAGAGCAGCGCACUGACAGCGCCUCACAGCCACGGAUUCCUAGACCAACAUGGCUAAGAACCGCAAAGACAGGAACAGCUGGGGUGGGUUUUCCGAAAAGACAUAUGAAUGGAGCUCAGAAGAGGAGGACUCAGUGAAGAAGGCAGGGCCUGUUCAAGUGCUUAUUGUCAAAGAUGACCAUUCCUUUGAGUUAGAUGAAACUGCAUUAAACCGGAUCCUUCUCUCAGAGGCUGUCAGGGAUAAGGAAGUUGUUGCUGUCUCUGUGGCUGGGGCAUUUAGAAAAGGAAAAUCAUUCCUUAUGGACUUCAUGUUGAGAUACAUGUACAACCAGGAAUCUGUUGAUUGGGUUGGAGAUUACAAUGAACCACUGACUGGGUUUUCAUGGAGAGGCGGAUCUGAACGAGAGACCACAGGAAUCCAGAUAUGGAGUGAAGUCUUUCUCAUCAAUAAGCCUGAUGGUAAAAAGGUUGCAGUGUUAUUGAUGGAUACUCAGGGAACCUUUGACAGUCAGUCAACCUUGAGAGAUUCUGCGACAGUAUUUGCCCUCAGCACAAUGAUCAGCUCAAUACAGGUAUAUAACUUAUCUCAAAACGUCCAGGAGGAUGAUCUUCAGCAUCUCCAGCUUUUCACUGAAUAUGGCAGACUGGCAAUGGAGGAAACAUUCCUGAAGCCAUUUCAAAGUCUGAUAUUUCUUGUUCGAGACUGGAGUUUCCCAUAUGAAUUUUCAUAUGGAGCUGAUGGUGGCUCUAAAUUCUUGGAAAAACGCCUCAAGGUCUCAGGGAAUCAACAUGAAGAACUUCAGAAUGUUCGACAACACAUCCAUUCUUGUUUCACCAAAAUUUCCUGCUUCCUGCUACCUCACCCUGGCUUAAAAGUAGCUACCAAUCCAAACUUUGAUGGGAAGCUAAAAGAAAUAGAUGAUGAAUUCAUCAAAAACUUGAAAAUACUGAUUCCUUGGCUACUUAGUCCUGAGAGCCUAGAUGUUAAAGAGAUUAAUGGGAAUAAAAUCACCUGCCGAGGUCUGGUGGAAUACUUCAAGGCUUAUAUAAAAAUCUACCAAGGUGAAGAAUUACCACAUCCCAAGUCCAUGCUACAGGCCACAGCAGAAGCUAACAAUUUAGCAGCAGUGGCCACUGCCAAGGACACAUACAACAAAAAAAUGGAAGAGAUUUGUGGUGGUGACAAACCAUUUCUAGCUCCUAAUGACCUGCAGACCAAACACCUGGAGCUGAAGGAAGAAUCUGUGAAACUGUUUCGAGGGGUGAAGAAGAUGGGUGGGGAGGAGUUUAGCCGGCGCUACCUACAGCAGUUGGAAAGUGAAAUAGAUGAACUUUACAUCCAAUAUAUCAAGCACAAUGAUAGCAAAAAUAUCUUCCAUGCAGCUCGUACCCCAGCCACACUAUUUGUUGUUAUCUUUAUCACAUAUGUGAUUGCUGGUGUGACUGGAUUUAUUGGUUUGGACAUCAUAGCUAGCCUAUGUAAUAUGAUCAUGGGACUGACCCUUAUAACCCUGUGCACCUGGGCAUACAUCCGGUACUCAGGAGAAUACAGAGAACUGGGAGCUGUAAUAGACCAGGUGGCUGCAGCCCUGUGGGACCAGGGAAGUACAAAUGAGGCUUUAUACAAACUUUAUAGUGCAGCAGCAACUCACAGACAUCUGUAUCAACAAGCUUUUCCUGCAUCAAAGUCAGAAAAUCCUGAACAAUCAGAAAAGAAGAAAAUGUAAUUCAAUUUUUAAAAAAUUUCAGGUGCAUGACCAAUUAUCAGUUAAAUAUUUGAUUUUAUGUCUCCAUGCAAACACUGAAAGUGCUUAUAUCAGAACAGAAUAAAAUACCAAUCACCUCUGAA
This is a messenger RNA of Erinaceus europaeus (western European hedgehog), 2066 nucleotides long. RefSeq names its product atlastin GTPase 1 (gene ATL1). Gene Ontology annotation, molecular function: GTP binding; GTPase activity. Gene Ontology annotation, biological process: endoplasmic reticulum organization; protein homooligomerization. The record is from RefSeq and is a predicted model, not a curated record. The transcript is spliced from 15 exons. The coding region runs from base 268 to 1944 and encodes 558 amino acids. Lineage: Eukaryota; Metazoa; Chordata; Mammalia; Eulipotyphla; Erinaceidae.